This is a messenger RNA of Cladophialophora bantiana CBS 173.52, 1206 nucleotides long. RefSeq lists its product as uncharacterized. The transcript has a single exon. The record is from RefSeq and is a predicted model, not a curated record. Bases 1 to 1206 code for a protein of 401 amino acids. Lineage: Eukaryota; Fungi; Ascomycota; Eurotiomycetes; Chaetothyriales; Herpotrichiellaceae.
AUGAGCGAUCAGAUGUCCGUCUCGUCCGGGACCACUGGAGUCAUGAGCCAAGGGAGCCAUCCCCAUCAGAGCUAUAAUCCUACUUACAAUGUCCAACAAACAAACCCAAACGCAUACAAUACCACCACUACCACCUACUUCUACCCAAGUAGUCACAUUCACAACCCUCCUCCUCACCCGCUUAUCCAAAACCCCCUAUACAUCUCGUCGCCCCCAGUAGCGACAGGACCUCCGCCCUCGCUAACAAGUAUCCUCCUGGCUUCUGCCCCGCAACAAUUUGCCCAAGCAACCGAACAUCCCUUCCUCCGUCUGGCUGGGCAAGGAACCCUUCCGAAACACACUUUAUCGCGCUGGCUCUCCCAAGACCGUCUCUACGCGCAAUCCUACAUCGGCUUCAUCGGCUCUCUCAUCGCUCGCGUCGACUUACCCUACGUCAACGUCGUGGAUAAAGCGACUUCUUUGCGCUGGCGCAUCGUGAAUUGCCUCACCGGCGCCCUGCAGAAUAUUCACACCGAGCUGAAAUUUUUCGCAGACACGGCAGCCAAGUAUGGCCUGGAACUAGACAUGCCAAGUCGCGCCGACGGAAUAUUUACAGCUGAGCAGGCCACGAAGCAGUACAUUGAUCUAUUCCGGGCCUUUUGGACCGAUCCCAGCAUGAGUCUGCUCGAGGGUAUGGUCGUAUUGUGGGCGACCGAAACCGUGUACCUCAGUGCGUGGAAUUAUGCUAGAUCUUUUGGGGGCAAACCUGCUGCUGAUGGCGGUGGUGGAGAGGUGAUGGAGCCAACUAAAUUGAGUGCUCCAGCGGAAGGAGUGAUGUCCGAACUAGAGGGGAGCGAGGUCAACGCCGCGCAGACCGACAACGAGAAGACGGGAAGAGAAAAGAAUGAAAAGAGCAACAACAACGACAACAAGAGCAACGACGAUGGUACCAAGGGGGCCACAACCGCGACCAAAGACUGCAAGGCGCCUCCUCACUCGAGCGACAUGGACGGCGGCGCGCUCCGCGACGCAUUCAUCCCAAAUUGGACGAGCCCACAGUUCGAAGCCUUCGUCGCUGAGAUCGCCGAGUUGACUGACCUUCUGGCCGAGCGCGAGGACGCCGUCGGUCGCAAGUUAGACGUCUACCGGGCGGUCUGGAGACAUAUUCUGGACGUCGAGAGGCGGUUUUGGCCUGAUGUUGGCGUCCGUGGCGGUGGGGGGGCUUGA